AUGUUCCCACAGAAACUGGGCCAUGUGCGGCAUUAUGCCCGGGCCGUCAAGCUUGUGCGAUCAGGAAACGACAAGAAGGUUCCUGUUGUGAACUACGACGACGUGAGCUCGCUGAGGUCGUAUUUGCAGCGGCUGGACCUGAAUCUUCUCAAACCGCAGCGAACACGAGGUGAUCUCAGCUUCAAGUUCACGGGUCAGAAUCUCGUCAAGGAAAUGUACGAUUCAUUGGCCCUGUACGAGAAUCCGCAGCCAGCCGAACACAAAGUUGACAGCCAGCCAGCCAGGACGCGGCAGUCGCUACAGAAGUUAAGAGCAGCAUUACAGUCUCGAGACGAAACGUUCUUGUAUGGGUAUCUCCGUCGAGAACUUUGGUCCAAGGACGCUAUUUUAGUCUUUGGGCAUUUAUCUCCUCUGGAAGUCUCACUAAUCGUUCGCAAGCUGACCGAUCUGAUGAAAAACGUGAUAAAGUGGCACAUCUCUGAACUGCAGUACAUCUCACGGGUGACAAACGAUUCGGACAUGAACCGUGUUCUUCGCACAAAAUCCGAGACUUUUACAGGAAUCUCGAAGAUCCUGCGCAACCUGGGCAAGAGCCACCAAUUUUCCACCAUCGACUACGAGAAGAUUGUUGAUUUCUACGUGAAUAACCUCCGAUACAAGUCGGCAAUUGAGAUGAUUGCAGAACUGGAGCAGAAUAUAAAGUCUGGCAACGAAAAACUGUACUUCACCAGAUCUCUCUGGAAUAACAAGCUCAAGCUUCUGGGUCACGGAGACGAAAAACUCUGGAAACUGAAUCGGUUCUCCUACAAACAGGCCGAAGUGGAGACCAUUCCACGGAAAUAUAAGUACCCUCACCAUGGUUCGACGGUGCAGGAGCUUCUCGCAGAGUACGAGGCUUCUGGAGUGCUUCCCAACAUGGAAAUAUACCAGACGAUUGCGCUGUGUCUUGGAAGAAGCGGCGAUAUCGAGUUUCUCCAGUCUCUUCUUGACAGGGUCUGGGGCAUCAGCUCAGACAGUGAGCCUCUGUUCCAUCCUGGCCAGGUGCUCUAUCCGACUUCCGACUUUUUGGAGAAAAUCCUUGUUGCAUUCACUUAUAACGGACAGUUCCUCAAGGGACUUGUUGUUUGCAUGAAUCUGAUUCAAAAGUACAAGUUAGAUUCCAACUCUGCCCGGCGGUUCUGGACCGGGUCUCUUCGUUCGUGUGGUAUUACCACGAAAAAUAUCCAAAGAGAUCUCCAGCAUGCACUUUGGGAGCAAGGUGCCGACGAGGAGGUUUACAACCAAAAGGAGUUCGAGCUCCAGCACGAGAUGAUGGACUUGCUGUGGACGAAUGCCAUUGGCAUGGUUGGUUCCCCGUCCAAGGAGAUGAUCAAGAUCAGACUUCAGUACUCGAGUCUGGACUCGUUAAUGAAAGAUCUGCCUCAGGUGCAUUCCAUGGCAUUAAACGAGACGAACAACGGAACGGCCAGCGAGGCAAUCUACAACGAAAGCAUCUUGACGAGGUACCUCAACACCUGUCGGAUCAAACUACAGCAGCUACACAAGUACUACGAAGCCGAGCAGGUGAUCAAGCGGUUCGCGGUGAGCAAAAACAUGGAGUCUGAACUGUUGGCUCGUCUGAGACGGUCACAACAGCUGUAUUUGAGAUCCAAUAUCGAGAAGGUGCAACAGAAGAUUAUUGACGAUGAUGAUGAUGACGGGUUUGGUAUAUGGUAA
This is a messenger RNA of Ogataea philodendri, 1716 nucleotides long. RefSeq lists its product as uncharacterized. The transcript has a single exon. The record is from RefSeq and is a predicted model, not a curated record. Bases 1 to 1716 code for a protein of 571 amino acids. Lineage: Eukaryota; Fungi; Ascomycota; Pichiomycetes; Pichiales; Pichiaceae.